UUCAAAACUUUUUAUAAUGGUUAAACAUCACAAAGCUGAACUGAUUUCUACCUUUCUUCACCGUUUUCUCAUCCAAUCGGAUUCCGAUUUUUGUACUUCUUCUCCGCCUUUUCCUAACCGACCUCUUUUUUUAUCUGUGUUUUUAUCAAUCGCUUUAUUUCUACCUCUCAGUUAAACCUAAAAAGGGUCUCACCACCACCACUAACUCUGUCUCUUCUGUUACUCACCAUCACACAACCGCCACCAUAAUCCAACCGACCCUUGAAUCAAUGGUCGGAUACGUGUUCAUCCCACGGCCCCCUUUUCUACCAACAUCUCCUGUUAACAACUACUCGAUUUCUGUUCGUCUGUUUCCGCUUUUUUCCGCCGGCGACAUCCUAGAUGAAAGGUCUUCUCCAUUUUCAAUCGUCGGCAUCUGCUUUUGCUUGCUUAUGCUUCCAACCAUUACAAAAACACUUAUGGUAUGUAUAUUUAGGGUAUUUCUUGGGUUCGAUCUGUGAUCUAUCCAUAUCCUACACCCAAAAAAACCUAUUUUGUUUUGUUCCAAAUAGUUUAACCACACACUUUUGAUUGCUGAAAAUUUUACAAUUUGUAACUUCAUAUGUGCUGGCGGAUUAUAAGAAAGAAUGCAGCAAAAGUGAACAACAUGGAUCAUUUUGAUGACAUGCCUGAUCUGGAACAAGUGACUAUUGAAAAAGCUGACAUGAACAUACAUGGUUCUCUCUGAAAGAUACUAUUGGUAAGUUUUUUUUAUAAAAAUUAUAAAAUUUAAUAAUACAAAUAGAGAACAUUGUAUGCUAACAUGUUGUUAAUAUGAACAUCAUGUGGCUGCAUCACAAGGGAUGGGUCCAAAUUCACAAGACAAGGAUAAAAAUACUCCACAUCAUGUUGAUGUGCAAGAUGAGGACAGGUAUGACAUUCAUCAAAUCUUUUGAGUUAUUUUCUUAGCUACAACUUAUAUAUGAAAAUAUAGAAACAAAAGGUUGUCAUAUAUACGAGUUGUUCAUUUUCAAAAAGGGUUAAUGCCAUUUAUGCAAAAACUGUUACAAACAGCUUUACAGUUAGUUAGUUAGUUAUUUGUCAUAGGGGCAUUUUUUUGAAGAAGUUAGUUAGAAGAAUGUUAGCUCAACUGAAUGGAACUUGCUUUGUAUAUAUGUUCAAGUAAUCUGUUUCCUUUUCUAAAUCUUCUAAUUAAGUUAGAAAACAAAACAUAUUAUGUGGACAUAUAUACAAAGCAAGUUCCAUUCAGUUGAGCUAACAUUCUUCUAACUAACUUCUUCAUAGAGAUGACAAAAAUGCCCUUAUGACAAAUAACUAAAUAAUCAGCUAACUAACUAACUGUAAAUCUGUUUCUAGCAACUAUUAUCAUUUUAAUUCUUAGGAACUUAAGACUAAAUACUGAAAUCGAUUCUUUUCAAAUUGAACAAACUUGAAUCAAUUUGAUAUGAAUAAAUAUAUUUUUUCUGUUGUGUACUUCCUUGCAAUUACUUAAUUAUGCAUGCGGGUGGGUUACUACUCUCUGUGACAAUGGGGACAACACAAGUGUGAUCAAUGAACUAGAAUCCCAUAACUCCACAAAUGAUAAGGCUGAUGAGGGAGACACAAAAGCGUACGAAAAUAAUGGGAAGUGUUCAAAUUCAUUAUGCUAAAUGGAUUACAAAUACGGUUAAUUUGUGUUUGAUGUAUUAGGUUGGAUAGCUAUCUAUCAUUCGAAUUAAUAGUUGAAGCAAAGCAAGAAAGUGUACUUCAUAAAGAACAUUUUUAGAGAGUCCUUCCAAAUAUAAAUAUCUUUUAUUUUAUUUAUGGAUUUUCCAAGGAAAUACAGUCUACCACACAAUCUGGUAGUUUUCUUAAUCAGAUAGACUUUCUUUAUUACCUUAUUUAUUUUCAUGUUUUAUGUCGUUGUAUAAUUGCGUAUGCUGACUUUUUAGUUGACACUUUUGUUUUGCUGCUUGCAGGUUUACAUAUUCUUGAUCUUUAUGAAUGUGAAUCAUAUGGGGCUCAACUACUAUGAUGUAAAAUGGAUUAAUAUGAACUUUUUGUAAGCCACUUGAGCGGAAUACAAAAUGGGUAUUGUAAGUUUUUAAAUUUUAUGUUAUAUAUUGUUGGCAGGAACAAGUAAGAGAUUAACAAUAUAAGGCAAAAGAAGAAGUUGAAGAUUCAGCUCUGGAAAUGGUUGAGUUAAGAUACAAAUUAAUUGGAUUGCUUGAAGAAGAAUAUAAAAGACGCAAGUGUUUACAACAAAAAGCUAUACAAAGAAUAACCGAGUUAUAGGCUCAAGGAUUAGAAAUACAAGUACAAUUUCUAAUAAUUUAUCUUUCUAUUGCAAUCAAAAUUGAAAAUGAAAAAAGGAAACCUUUUGUUAAUUUCCGUGCUCUUCUAAAUGCUUAAAAGUUGAUUUCUAAGACUAAAGUUCUCAAAUCUUUAUGAAUUCUUGGACUUCAUUGUACUUAUUUUAAAAAAUGAAAAAGGUC
Messenger RNA from Lactuca saligna, 2474 nucleotides. The record is from the annotation of a GenBank genome assembly. Lineage: Eukaryota; Viridiplantae; Streptophyta; Magnoliopsida; Asterales; Asteraceae.